AAAAAAGACAGAACACGGAGUUACUGAGUCCAGUCGAUAACAUAGGUUAAUAACAUUCAAGAUCAGUCAAGUGAAGUGCCUUGAACAAUAUAAGUGUUGUGACAAGAUGGUUAUGAAUAGUUUCUUAAUAUGGACGCUUACGUGGAUUUUAGUUAGUGGUGGCUGCUUCGUAACAAAGGAAGAAUGGGAUGGAUUGCCUCCCUUGCACGUAGACUAUCUUCCCAGACCAGUGGACUUGGUUAUUAUACAGCAUACAGUGACAUCUACUUGUAGCACAUUCGAGUCAUGCAAAAAUAUCGUUCAGAGUAUACAGAAUACCCAUAUGGAAGACCUUAAGUUUUGGGAUAUUGGAAUGUCAUUUUUGGUUGGCGGUGAUGGCAAAGUUUACGAAGGUUCUGGUUGGCUACACGUUGGUGCACAUACAUUCGGAUACAAUAAAAAAUCCAUAGGCAUAUCAUUUAUAGGAAACUUUAACAACGAUGAACCAACACCACAGGCGAUAGCUGCAGCCCAAACUCUUCUAAGAUGUGGCGUGGAAGAAGGACAUCUAUCUUCAUACUACCACCUAGUAGGCCAUAGACAACUCAUUGCCACGGAAAGCCCCGGACGGAAAUUGUAUAGAGAAAUAAGAACCUGGCCCCAUUACCUGGAAGAUGUAUCAUCGAUAAAAAAUUAAGAUUUAUAUGCAAAGCAAAUAUUCAUAUUUUAAAUAAUAUUAUUCCUAUUUCAUGCAGAGUGACCAUACAAAGUUGAUUUUAUGCUAUCGUAUUCAUGCAUGGUAUGAGGGAAAUUUAAUAAAGUGAAUAAUGCAUUAUAUUUGAAAUGAAAAUAUUAAAUUCACGAUCAAAAUUUACAAUAUGAGAGCAAAAUAUUUAUGGGUUCUAAACAACUCUUAUAUUACUACUACUACUACUAUAGCUAAAUAUUAAAUUUUCCUAUUGUCAUUCCAAUAUAAAUAAAUUUUUCUGUCGUGAAUUUAAUAUGUAUAUAAGUAUAUAAUUUCCUCGAUCAUGUAAACGUGAUAAAUACUUUUGAAACCCCUUUCUCAUAUUGUCUACAAAUAUUUAUUAACAAUUGCAUUACGAAUAGUUUCUCGGAUUUUUUUUUUAAUGUUUCCUCCUCUUGUUUUCCUUUUAGAUGUAAAUAUUAAACAAAGCAUAAAAAUACAAUAUAUAAUGUUUGAAAUGUUAACGCGUCGCCUUUUGUCGAUUCCAUCAACAAUAAACAAUACUUCGUAUAUUUUA
This is a messenger RNA of Danaus plexippus (monarch butterfly), 1244 nucleotides long. RefSeq names its product peptidoglycan recognition protein-like (gene PGRP-S1). Lineage: Eukaryota; Metazoa; Arthropoda; Insecta; Lepidoptera; Nymphalidae. The transcript is spliced from 4 exons. Gene Ontology annotation, molecular function: zinc ion binding; N-acetylmuramoyl-L-alanine amidase activity; peptidoglycan binding. Gene Ontology annotation, biological process: innate immune response; peptidoglycan catabolic process. The record is from RefSeq and is a predicted model, not a curated record. The coding region runs from base 107 to 676 and encodes 189 amino acids.